Molecule: messenger RNA, 5709 nt
Organism: Lepisosteus oculatus (spotted gar)
Lineage: Eukaryota; Metazoa; Chordata; Actinopteri; Semionotiformes; Lepisosteidae
Gene: r3hdm1
Product: R3H domain containing 1
Molecular function (GO): nucleic acid binding
Source: RefSeq, a predicted model, not a curated record
CAGCCGCUGACAUCACACCAUACAGCUGUUGAUUUGCGUUGUCUCCGAGGCUACGGCAAGUGCCUUAAUGAUCAGCUUUAGCAGGUAGAUUCAGACAAGUGAAACACUGAGCGCUGUGCUCAGGCAAGCAGCCUGCAAGAGGAGCAACCUGAAGAGCAAAUGCUGCCUUAGAUACUAUGGAAACUAAACCUUUAAUCAAUGGAGAUAAUGAAUCGGCAAGCUACUAUGUUGCAGCAGGCUUCUGAGGGGAAUGGUCGGCUUCUCGGAGGGCGGCUCCGCGCAGACCUGGACCCCGCGCUGGUGACAGGGACAUGGGACUCUCCCUCAGGGCUUCCAGCAGGCUCAGCGCAACGGACGACCUGGUCAGCAGCCUCGAGGGGGACAGCGCCGGGCGCGCACGGGCAGGCGUGUCGGGUUCCACGUUUUGGUAGAAGCUCCAAGUAACCUUCUCUAAUGAGGAUGUCUGAUACUGUUACUGUAAAGGAGACGACUGAAACAAUCAGAGGCUCAGAGGUAGAAGAAAAUGACUCAACACUAGGAGACAGCCUGACAAAAUCAGAAAGCCAGGAACAAAUCGAGCCGGAGAAAGAUGAAAGCUGUUGUGACAACAAAAACGAAUCACAGCGACACUUGCAAACGUCUGGACAGGCAGGAAAAAGGUCAAAGUCCAACGUGAAGUUAAAGUUAGUGCGGAGCCUGGCUGUUUGCGAAGAGCCUUCUCCUCCCCCAGUAACUGAACUGCCACGAGAACUCCAGGAACACAUUCAGAUACAGUUCACCCAGUCCUUUGAUAAAGAUGAGCUGCCCUAUAAAGAUGAAGAGGACAAAGAGAAAAGUGUGGACAAGUUGGACAAAUCGGAUAAAAUUCCAAGAAAAAUGUUGUCUAGAGAUUCCAGUCAGGAAUACACAGACUCUACCGGCAUUGAUCUUCACGAAUUUUUAGUAAACACUUUAAAAAACAACCCCAGAGACAGGAUGAUGCUACUGAAGCUGGAGCAGGAUAUCCUGGAUUUUAUUAGUAACAAUGAAUCUCAGCGAAGAAAAUUCCCUCCCAUGACAUCGUACCACAGAAUGCUGUUGCACAGAGUAGCUGCGUACUUCGGAUUAGAUCACAACGUUGAUCAAACCGGCAAAUCUGUAAUUAUUAACAAAACUAGCAAUACAAGAAUACCCGAUCAAAAAUUUUCUGAGCACAUUAAAGAUGACAAAGGUGAUGAUUUCCAAAAACGGUACAUUCUCAAAAGAGACAACUCCAGCAUGGACAAAGACGACAGCUCGGUUUUAUUUUUUCAGAUGCGAAUCAGGCUGAAGGAAGACAGAAGAAGCAAGUCCAUUGAAGAACGAGAAGAGGAGUACCUGAGAGCACGAGAGAGGAUAUUUAAAGAUGGUUUGUGCACCCAAGAGAGCUUUCCCCCAGAUAAAAGAAUACAGGAAGAUGAAUCUUCAAAUAGUACACAGCAAAGACGACAGAUCUUUAGGGUGAAUAAAGAUGCAUCCGGACGAUCCGCCAGCAGCCGGCAGAGCAGUUCGGAGAACGAACCCAGGUGCACGGAGCCCCGGCCCUGGAGCAGCACGGACUCGGACAGCUCCAACCGGAACCACAAGCCGGCCAUGACCAAGGCCAGCAGCUUCAGUGGCAUCUCUGUCCUGAUCAGGGGGGACAGCUCAGGGAGCAGCAAGAGCACGGGCAGGCUGUCUAAGACAGGUUCUGAGUCUUCUAGUAGUGUAGGGUCAUCCACGGGUUCGCUUUCUCGCACCCAGCAGCCACUUCCUGUUACAGCUUUAAGCCAGCCUACCCAUGCUGCACCUUCCUCCUAUCCAGCUGCCAGCACUAGUCAUUCUCUGUCCUUUGAUGGUGGCGUGAGUGGGCAGGUGGCAUCGACAGCUAGUGCUAGCUACUAUGUGCUUCCCCUGGAAGCCACAGGGAUACCGCCGGGCAGUAUUCUGAUCAACCCUCACACAGGUCAGCCCUUCUUGAACCCUGAUGGCAGUACGGUUGUGUACAACCCCGCCAUUUCCCAGCAGCCCGUAAGGACCCCAGCUCAGCACGCGCCGCCGCCGCCCCCUCCGCCCCCGCCGAUGCCCCCGCCUGGCCAGCCCGUCAACCACGUCCUCUCGCAGCCACCUCGGCCGCUGCAGCCUUCUGUGCCACCUGUCCAGUACUCUGCGAUCUCUUACCCACCUCAGCUCCUGACAGUCUCCCCUAACCAACAGUACACUGUGCAAGAGAACCUGGGCGUCCAGUUCAGCCACAUGAGCCUCGCCAGACAGCCUUCCAGCGACGGUCCCGAUGCCCACACUGCCAUGUACCCUGCAUCGGUAGUCCUCCAGCCCCCUCCUCAGCAGCCUAGCUACAUCGUAGCCCCCCAGGGGCAAGUUGCUGCCCCCUCCUACUCCACCGCGGCCCCCCAGCUCAACCAGCCAGUCCUUCAGCAGCAGGGCUACGUGCAGCCGCCCAUGCAGCAGAUGCCCACGUGUUACUGCGCGCCUGGCCAGUACCCACACUCCAGCCAGCAGUACCGGCCGGCCAACUCCGUGCACUACAGCCCCGCUCAGGGCCAGCCCCUGCCACUGGCCGCCCAGCCCGCCCAGCCAGCAGGUUACCAUACCAUGCUCCCAAGCCAGCAGCAGCCCUAUCAGAACAUGGUGGGCGUUGCCCCUCCGCAGAAUCAGCCUCUGGUGAGCAGCCAGCACAGCACUGUGGGAAGUCCCAUUCAAGGCAUGAUGGUUCAAUACCCUUCCGUGCCCUCAUAUCAGGUAUCAAUGCCCCAAGGGUCCCAGGGCAUGCCCCAGCAGACAUAUCAGCAGCCAGUCAUUAUCCCCACUCAGACGAGCCAAGGCCCAAUCCCUGCAUCAGGAGUGCAAGUCUAUUACAGUGUUAUUCCACCCAGUCAGCAGAAUAAUUUGAGCUCCUCAGUUGGGUUCCUGCCCCCUCCAGGCAGCGAGCAGAUGCAGUUCCCACGCUCCUCCUCUCCCUGCAGCUCCCAGCAGUGCACAGCUGUGCCACCUCCCAUCGGCAGCGGGAUGGUCAUGAUGCAGCUGACGUUACCCACAAACCACCAGCCCAGGGCACAUUCGCCACCGCAGUGGAAGCACAACAAAUACUACAGCCUUGACCACCAGAGGGGCCACAAGCCCACUGAGCUCCCCACUUUAGACACCUCCCAGAGCAGUCCCCAGCUGGGCAGCCCAGCCACCUCUCCUGCACAGUCUCCCGCCCCCACCCAGCUCACCAACAUGAAAAACCUCCGCUCCGGGCUCACUCCUAUCUCCGUCAUGCCUCAGUUCUCACGACCGUUCAUUCCUGGGCAAGGUGAUGGGCGGUAUCCGUUGCUGGGCCAGCCUUUACAGUAUAACCCCCCAAUCCGUCCCCCACUGCUGCAGGGGCCACACAUAGUGCCCAACCACCAGGGGCCCCCCGGAGUCCGGCACGGCGGCAGAGGCAAGCGGCCGACGCGGAAGGCCCUGUCCACGGACCUCGGCGUAGGGGAACCAGUCAUCGGCAGAGUCCUGGAGGUCACCGAUCUGCCGGAGGGGAUCAGCCGCGCGGAGGCGGAGAAGAUGUUCGGUGAACUGUGCAAAGUGGGGGCCGUGAUCAGGUGGAUCCCGGAUCACCAGCGGCACUGCGGGAGCGGGGACGCCGGCGCGCCGGCCGAGCACUCCAAGCCCUCCGGCGACCUGGCCUCCGCGUACACGGUCCUGGCCAUGUUUCCCUCGAAGCACGCAGCCCAGAGCGCGCUGGUCAAACACAACAGCUCCCUGAACAAGUUCAGGCUGCGAACUAGCAAGAGGCACUGCGAGUUCCCCAACCUGGAGAGGGCUAGCUCUCAGUAGCGGGCGCUGCGGCGCCGGACCCGUAGCCACGGCGGCUGCCGGCUGCUGCCACACUUCCUCCCGUUCCCCGUGUCCUGUUUCUCACUCAGUCGGCUUGUUGUCACGGGUUUUCACUCGAGCUGUAGUGACUCUGGGGAUACGUUGUCCUUGUGAUGUUCUAGCACGCUGAGAAAACGAGCGAUCGGCAGACAAUGACGUAGAGACGCAAGUUCCCAAUAACCCGCCACCCACCCCACCCUACCCCAGUCCACCCCAGUCCACCCCAGUCCAGCCCCGGUUGAGAAUUGACUGGAGCGUAUCAAAGUGCAGCACGUUCGGUUGUUUGUUUGUUUUUUUUAGUUUUCGUUUUAUAUUUGUGAGGUCUUGUGUCAGAUCCAAAGCUCUGAUGUACAGCUGCUUUAUUUCGGACUUUUCGGAAGCAUCGCCCAUCGCCCCUCUCCGCCGUAGGAGAAGCGCACUCCGGAGAGGGGGCCACUGGCAAGCCACUCGUGAUCCUGUGUCUCAGAGGUGUCUUAGAGCUUGAGAAUCUUGCUUUAGUGCCUUCUAGCAGAAUAAAACUGUUAACAUUCAUGUUCUACACAACAAAGGACACCUUGGUGUAACGUACAAACAGACGUCCAGUACCUUGUGAAUAAUUUAUACAGUAGCUUAAAAAAUAUCGAGUCACUUCUUGAGUGGGAAUGUUACGCUGCCAACAGGCGCAAAUGAGAACAAACUCCUUGAUUCACAAUACUGUAGCUGGUUGAAGCUUAAUUUAUAAAUUGGAAAAACAUCGCAUCUCCCUUCCCUCAUCCUCACUACGUAAAUUGUCCGUUACUUCUUCUCCAGGCAUAUAACAACGCCCAGUUGUCUUAACGAUUUGAUUCAAGACCCUUUUUAAUCGCAUCCCAUUAGAAAGGGUCAGUGGAGAUCCGUUUGCACAGUUAUAGACCUGAAUACUCUUCUGUUUCACUUUCUCCAAAAUGUGUGGAUUCUGAAAGGCUGUACAAUGUUUGCUGGUGCAAGUCGUUUUUAUUUCAGUUUGAAACCAAUAAAUGUUUACAAAUACCAAAUAACGUGCUCUUUCAAACUCCUGGUAAUUUUAAUAGAUGCGACUGUUCAAAGAUGAUCAGUUAUCCAAACCUGUUGUCUCUCCACGCGAUUAUACGUUUUAAAGCUGCGCCCGUGUUCCACCUGUCGGAGCCGAAAAAAUGAAAAGAUUGCAAAACAAUUACUUUAAAUGAAUUUUUAUAUAUUUAUGUUUGUUUUUUCUCUUUAAAAAUUGUACAUUUGUUUCACUGUGGUAGGUAUAAUUCUAUUUAUUCCUUUUUUAAAAAGGAUAUUUCGUUGUUAUAUUGAUUCCAUUAAAACCUAAUUUUUCACCACCUUUCAAGCCGCAUAAAGUUCCGAUAUGUAUGUUCUGGAAAGGACUGGGAAACAGUCUGCUCUGAGCUUCGAGGGUGGCAUGAAGUGAAGAAUAUUGAGCUCUGCCUUUUUAAGGAUGUCUUUGGUUUUGCCGUCUGUGUUUGUACCGGGGUUUUUUACGGUGUUGUUGUCCGAAGAUUUCUUCCAUUUAUGUGUGCCCUUUGUUACCUUCAGAGCCCACAGCUACGUUUCUGUCUUACAUAUUCCAUCUCAAGAGCCAUAAUACCAACACAUUGCUUCCGGUUUACUGUGUUGAAUGUAUAUAAUAUUGUAACGGAUUCGGGUUCUCGGGCUUGUACAGUCGUCCAUCCACCGCAUGGACUCGAACCCGGGUCUCCGGCGUCGCUCAACAGGGGUCUCGCCGGCUGAGCUGAAGAAGACCUUCCUCAGCCCGGCCGGCCAACACCCCUGUUAUGCGCAGGGCCGUAGUCGUUACAAUAUCCUUUUUAAAUAAAAAUACAACCGCGCUGA